Messenger RNA from Oryza brachyantha (malo sina), 2355 nucleotides. RefSeq names its product ARM REPEAT PROTEIN INTERACTING WITH ABF2. The transcript is spliced from 4 exons. Gene Ontology annotation, molecular function: protein binding. Lineage: Eukaryota; Viridiplantae; Streptophyta; Magnoliopsida; Poales; Poaceae. The coding region runs from base 520 to 2202 and encodes 560 amino acids. The record is from RefSeq and is a predicted model, not a curated record.
GUUCAGGUAGCUAUAUAUGUCCUCUCUAUUUGUCUUUCUCUAACCUUAUCCUGUGUGAAUGCAGCGAGCGAGUGGCUUAAAAUCGCUUCGGUUGCACGCAUACCAUCAGCCUGUCUGGACCAUCUGAUCUCAUGGAAUUGUAUUAGUCUUCAUUAAUCAAGGGCGUCCUGGAGCUGAUUCAGUUCACAUGGACAGACGUGCCCAUUGCCAUGGUGUGCUGAUGGUUGAUGAUGCUGGCCCAUGGUCCGAAUUCAAAAUUAGCUUUCACUGAAAACGGCUGGCAGAGCCCAACAUCAACAAGGCGCCAAUGCCCAACAUUGGCACAGCCAUACGAGACGCGACUCGAGGGCAGAGGCACCUGUCGGGGGCAGAGCGCACACGGGAGAAGCGGCAGCACUGCUGGGGCUCUGCGUCUUGGUGAUCGCCGUACUGGAGGGGAGGAGGAGGAACAGACGAGGGAAAACGGCGGCCGUAAGAGAUCACGGGCACGACGAGCAGUGGUGUCAAAUCUCCGGGGAGAUGAGUCUACGGAACUAUCCCGCCGCGGCCGGGGACGAAGAGGGGGAGACGGUGGACGAGCUGCUCGCGCGCGUCCGCGGGAUGGUGCCUCCGGCGCUGGGCGCGGCCGGCGCGGCGGAGGGCUUCCCGGGGCGGUGGAAGGCGAUCGCCUCGAAGCUGGAGAAGCUCCCGACGUGCCUGUCCGACCUGUCCAGCCACCCUUGCUUCGCCAAGAACGCGCUGUGCCGCGAGCUGCUGCAGUCCGUGGCGGCCAUGCUCGCCGAGGUGGCGGAGCUCGCGGCGCGGUGCCGGGAGCCGCCGAGAGCCGGGAAGCUGCAGAUGCAGAGCGCCAUCGACACGCUCGCCGGUAAGGUGGAUCUCAACCUCCGGGACUGUGCGCUGCUUGUGAAGACUGGCGUGCUGUCCGAUGCCUUCAUGCCGCCGCCUCCGACAGACGAGGCAGCGGCGACGGCGGCGCAGGCGGACGUGCGGGAGCUGCUCGCGAGGCUGCAGAUCGGGCACACGGAGGCGAAGAACCGAGCAGUGGAUGGUCUUCUCGAGGCUCUAAACAAGGACGAGAAGAGCGUCCUCUCGGUGCUUGGUCGCGCCAAUGUCGCCGCUUUGGUGCAGCUGCUCACCGCGCCGUCGCCCAAGGUGCGGGAGAAGGCGGCCACGGUCGUAUGCCAGCUUGCAGAGUCCGGCAGCUGCGAGGGGCUGCUCGUCUCAGAGGGGGCGCUGCCGCCGCUCAUCCGGUUGGCCGAGUCCGGCAGCCUCCUCGGCCGUGAGAAGGCCGUCAUCACGCUGCAGCGCCUGUCGAUGUCACCUGACACCGCCCGCGCCAUUGCCGGGCACGGUGGCGCACGGCCGCUCAUUGAGAUCUGCCAGACAGGGGACUCCAUCUCCCAGUCCGCCGCGGCCGGCGCGCUCAAGAACAUCUCGGCGGUGCCAGAAGUGCGGCAAGCAUUGGCCGACGAAGGAAUCGUCCGUGUCAUGGUCAGCCUGCUGGAUUGCGGCACCGUGCUCGGCUCCAAGGAGUACGCCGCCGACUGCCUGCAGAACCUCACGUCGAGCAGCGACAGCUUCCGGCGCGCCGUGGUGUCCGACGGCGGGCUGCGCAGCCUGCUCGUCUACCUCGACGGCCCGCUGCCGCAGGAGUCCGCGGUGAGCGCGCUCCGGAACCUCGUGGGCGCGGUCUCCCCCGACAGCCUCGUGUCGCUCGGCGUGCUCCCCCGGCUGGUGCAUGUGCUGAGGGCCGGGUCAAUCGGAGCGCAGCAGGCGGCGGCCGCGGCGAUCUGCAGGAUCUCCACCUCCACCGACAUGAAGCGCGCCGUCGGCGAGCACGGCUGCGUGCCGCUGCUGGUGCGCAUGCUGGAGGCCAAGUCGAACGGCGCGCGCGAGGUCGCGGCGCAGGCCAUGGCGAGCCUCGUGAACUACCCUCCCAAUGCCAGGGAGGUGAGGAGGGACGACAAGAGCGUGCCAUGCCUGGUGCAGCUGCUCGACCCGAGCCCGGCGAACACGGCCAAGAAGUACGCCAUCGCCUGCCUCCUGUCGCUCGCGGCGGCCAAGCGGUGCAAGAAGCUGAUGAUCUCGCACGGCGCCAUUGGGUACCUCAAGAAGCUCUCCGACAUGGACGUCGCCGGCGCCAAGAAGCUUCUCGAGAGGCUGGAGCGCGGCAAGCUGCGGAGCCUCUUCAGUAGGGACUAGCAGCUGUAACUACAAAUCUUCCCACUUGCUACACGUUACGUUAUUCGUGACAAUUUCAUUUUUUUUAACUGUAUAACAUGUAUAAAGAUCACAUCUUGUUUUCACAGUAUGGAACGGGUGUUGUGCAGUGCAAAAACUCAUCUUGACUGAAUA